UACAGAUUUCAAGUAGUCGUCGCGAAAAAAACAUAUACGACGUAUUCAAACGAAAAUGAACAUGUUGGGGAGCAACUGUUAGAAGACCAGAGAAAACGAACUAGAGAAGGUGAAACUAUAACUUUGGAUACGAAAAAAGCAAGUAUAGCCAAAACGUUUAACGUUUCCUUUGAUGAAUAUACUGGCCCCAGCGAAAAUGAUAGAAUUGAAAUUCCCGAUGAUUCUGAAAUUCUCGACGUGGAACCUUUGUCAGGCUGGGAAUUCGAUACACUGAUGCCAAGCUGGUUAAAAAAAGCGAUGGAUCGACACAAAACAUUAACAACCGCGCAGACAGAUCCUUUAGAAAAAUUCGAACUAGCAAAACAGUAAGUGAUCAAUCUGGUGGCGAAUCAUAGACGCAUCAGAUCCGAAAAUUGUACAGGAUUUCAUACCCGAAGAAGAAUUUUCAGAACUUAAUGCCAUAUGAUUGGACAGUGUUAGAGCCUGUCGCUGAAAGAUGUUUGCAAUCUCUUGCAAAGCUGAAUAAUGAACAGAUCCG
Molecule: messenger RNA, 538 nt
Organism: Rhizophagus irregularis DAOM 181602=DAOM 197198
Lineage: Eukaryota; Fungi; Glomeromycota; Glomeromycetes; Glomerales; Glomeraceae
Source: RefSeq, a predicted model, not a curated record